GCCAAGGAAGCCGUGGAAGGUCGACCUCUCGCCAGCAAUCCGAGACAGCACGCCAUCGACUCACCCUGACGGGCGCGAGUUACACGAGCCCAAUGCUGGCACGGGCCAUUUAUCUGGCAGCAACGCAAGACGCCUGUUUGCUUGCGUUCCCAACUGACUUUUCCCCAUGGAGCGCUUGCAAUCUCCCACCACACCAAACGGGCAUCCGCCGCUCCCGAGCCGAAAUGGCAUCGAUUUUCCGACCGAUGACGCUGACGGGGCUUUUCUGACAUACCGUUCUACACCUCGACAUACAAGAACCCCGAGUCUUGAGAGAGGAGACGAGAGCGAGGCCAGAAGGGUAGAUACGGGUAAGAGCUGCGAUCGACUGCGCCCAGAGGAGGAAGAACGGUCGCGCCCGCGAGACAGCAUGACCACCAUGUCGUCGUCCUUGAUCGGGAAGACGGUUACGCCUUUCCUGAAGGAGCAUAUCCCUAGUCUGUAUGCGCCGAUUGGGAAACCGAACAACGAGCAGACAGCACGGGAGAAAGAUCCAAACACAAAGUACUGUUAUCGGCACCGGCCCGAUUCAAAAUGUAGAAGAGCUGCGGACGAGGCUAAGAUGGUCAUGAUUCAACGGGAGUUGGACAAGCUCACUCCAGCGGACCAACAAGCUAUCACUCACGUGUGGUCACUCUUCUCCGCCGCGCCAGCACGCCAUCGGGAGCUCAUGUUGCAGGGAGUCCUCUCACAGCUCUGCUUUCCUCAGCUCUCACUUGUUUCUCGCGAAGUCAGUGAGGCUCUAAAGAUCGAUUUCAUCACCGCAUUACCAGUCGAGCUCGCCCAGAAGAUUCUCUGUUAUCUCGACACAGUGAGCCUGACGAAGGCCGCCCAAGUCAGCCAGAGGUGGCGCAUGCUGGCGGAUGACGAUGCUGUCUGGGUCCGGAUGUGCGAGCAACAUGUGAACAGGAAGUGCACAAAGUGCGGAUGGGGCUUGCCUUUGCUGGAGAGGAAGAAGCUACGGAACUACACGCGCGCGCGCCAACUUGCCAAGGACAACUCCAACGGAAGGAUACAGGAGCUGGACGACUCUUACUCGCGCUCCGACGCACAAGGGUCGCUGCCGUCAGCGAAACGGCAAGCGGAAUCCACAGAUGAGCCAGAAAACAAACGGCGCUGCGUCGAGAAGCAACCGGAACAGGAGCCCAAGACUCGGAGCUGGAAGGCCGUGUACAGAGACCGAUGGCAGGUUGGCUACAACUGGAAGUAUGGCCGUUGCUCGGUCAAGACCCUAAAAGGACACACUAACGGCGUGACGUGUCUUCAACUGGACGACAAUAUCUUGGCUACUGGUUCAUAUGAUGCCACCAUCAAAAUCUGGAAUAUCGAGACCGGCGAGGAGAUCCGUACGCUCCAGGGCCAUACACGGGGCAUCCGCGCCUUACAAUUCGACGAGUCCAAACUGAUCAGCGGGAGCCUGGACAACACGAUUAAGAUUUGGAAUUGGCACACGGGGGAGUGUAUCUCGACGCUGCAAGGCCAUACCGAUGGUGUGGUUAGCGUACACUUUGACGCUCAGCUUCUUGCUAGUGGCUCGAUCGACAAGAGCGUCAAGAUCUUUGACUUUAACUCGAAGGAGGCGUUUUGCCUCAAAGGCCACACUGAUUGGGUCAACUGCACUCGUCUCGACAUCAGCAGUAGAACCGUCAUGUCAUCUUCGGACGACACGACGAUCAAGCUCUGGGAUCUCGACACGAAGCAGGUGAUUCGCACCUACGAAGGUCACGUUGGCCAUGUCCAACAAGUGCUGCUGCUCCCGCCGGAGUAUGAACCGGACGAUGAGCUGCUGACCGGCAGCAGCGGGUCUGGCGAUAACAGCGACACCCACUCAGUCGCAAGCGGAGGUGACGGUGCCGCAACGGUGUCGUUCAUGCACGCAGAACGCUGCAGCAGUUCGCCAUCUUGUGAUGAAGAGAUUCGCUUGAUGUACGGUCCUUCGUUUGCAUCAGACCCGUCUCGCCCUCUCCCCCCUCGCUACUUCCUGUCCGCUGGCCUCGAUAGCACCAUCCGUCUCUGGGACAGCGCCACCGGCAGGUGCCUCAAAACCAUGUUUGGUCAUCUCGAGGGUGUUUGGUCGCUUGCCGGUGACACCAUACGCGUGAUCAGCGGCGCUAACGAUGGCAUGGUCAAAUGCUGGGAGCCGCGCGCCGGGAAGUGCGACGCCACGUUUGUCGGUCACCGCGGUCCGGUAACCUGCGUCGGUCUAAGCGACAGCCGGAUGGCAAGCGGCAGCGAGGAUGGCGAAGUCCGAAUUUACUCAUUCAAGGACAUUGGGAGUGGGCGCGGGAAUGGCUCCCUGGAUGCCAGCACACCGACCCCAAGCUAAACCGCUGGGUGUCACAUCCAUGGACAUGCUGCGAGACGACUGCCAGACGAACCUGGUAUUGUUCUCCCUGCUUCCUUCUCUGUUAAUUCUCUCUGUUCUCUCGGGGCUACUGGAAAUCUCGGAAAUCCGGUUUGGGGGUUUUGCGCGCUGGUUACUGG
This is a messenger RNA of Chaetomium strumarium, 2523 nucleotides long. RefSeq names its product quinon protein alcohol dehydrogenase-like superfamily. Gene Ontology annotation, molecular function: protein binding. Lineage: Eukaryota; Fungi; Ascomycota; Sordariomycetes; Sordariales; Chaetomiaceae. The coding region runs from base 167 to 2365 and encodes 732 amino acids. The record is from RefSeq and is a predicted model, not a curated record. The transcript has 5 exons.